Molecule: messenger RNA, 1068 nt
Organism: Cyphellophora europaea CBS 101466
Lineage: Eukaryota; Fungi; Ascomycota; Eurotiomycetes; Chaetothyriales; Cyphellophoraceae
Exons: 4
Coding region: 1-1068 (355 amino acids)
Cellular component (GO): cytoplasm
Molecular function (GO): glutathione transferase activity
Source: RefSeq, a predicted model, not a curated record
AUGGUACGAUCCUACAUCAUCAUCCCCGUCUUCUGCAUCAUCUCCUUGACGGCCGUGCUAAACGUCUUCCAGGAUAAGAAAGACGACAUCCUGAACUGGGCUGGCAAGGAUGGUUCCUUCCAGCGGCAGCAAUCGCAGUUCCGUAACUGGAUCGAGAACAAGCCUGACGCCCAAUUCCCGGCGGAGAAAGACCGCUAUCACCUUUACGUUAGCUAUGCUUGUCCGUGGGCUCACCGGACACUCAUCGUCCGCAAAUUGAAAGGUUUAGAAGACAUUAUUCCCUAUACCUCGGUGCACUGGGAGAUGCUAGAGAAAGGCUGGCGCUUCGCACGCUCUGAUGAGAAAGUUCCCGGGGAAACACACCCAGACCCGCUCCAUCCCGACUUCACGCACCUACGCGACAUUUACUUCUCGGUCAACCCGGAUUACUCUGGCCGCUUCACCGUUCCAACUCUGUACGAUAAGAAGCAGAAGACCAUCGUCUCCAAUGAAUCCGCGGAAAUCAUCCGCAUGUUCUACAGCGCAUUCGACGACAUCAUCGACGAAAAGUACCGCAAUGUCCAUCUACUGCCCGUCUCGUUAAAGUCCCAGAUCGAAGAGACCAACGAGUGGACCUACAAUGACAUCAACAACGGGGUCUACAAGUCCGGCUUCGCCACCGCCCAGGACGCAUACGAAAAGGCCGUGACACAGCUCUUCAAAUCUCUGGACCGCGCGGAGGAGCACCUGGCCAAGAACGCCGCGCCGUAUUACUACGGCAAGGACAUCACCGAGGCGGACGUGCGGCUGUUCACCACGAUCGUUCGUUUCGAUCCAGUCUAUGUGCAGCACUUCAAGUGUAACAUCCGCGACAUCAGGUCGGGCUACCCUGCCCUGCACAAGUGGCUCCGAGAGCUGUAUUGGAAGGUGCCGGCGUUUGGAGAGACGACCGAGUUCGAGCAUAUCAAAGGACACUAUACCAAGAGUCACAGGCAGAUCAACCCGCACAGCAUCACGCCGGUAGGGCCCAUCCCGAAUAUUUUGGAAGUAGAUGAGGAAGUGCCAGCCGUGAAGGCGGCAAAAGCUUGA